AAACUGACAUUUGAGAAUUGUUCUGCCCAUCACGUUGUACAUAUUCUUUCUUAUUAAGGAUUGAUGUCAGUUUUUUCCAAUAUCUGAUACAAAAACAAUGUUGCGUUCAAUAUUAGCAAGAUCUAUUUCGACCACAUAUCGCAGGCGACAGCUCUCGCAUCUUCCAUUGGUUGAGCAGUUUCAAUCAAGCCCAGAAUACCAAACAGUAAGGCAUAGAACAUCAACACCCUUGAACACAAUUAUAAUGUUCGUACCUCAACAAGAAUCAUGGAUUGUCGAACGAAUGGGAAAAUUUAAUCGUAUACUGGACCCCGGCCUGAAUUUUCUACUGCCACUUGUUGAUCGUGUAAAAUAUGUACAAAGCUUAAAGGAAAUUGCAAUUGAUGUACCGAAACAAAGCGCAAUUACUGUCGAUAAUGUGACGCUUGGAAUUGAUGGAGUUUUAUAUUUACGAAUCGUUGACCCAUAUCUAGCUUCUUACGGAGUCGAAGAUCCAGAAUUUGCAAUUACACAGUUGGCACAAACGACGAUGCGAUCAGAACUAGGUAAAAUGACCCUAGAUAAAGUAUUCCGCGAACGUGAAUCUUUAAACGUCAGUAUCGUGGACGCCAUUAACAAAGCUAGUGAAGCAUGGGGAAUUACAUGUCUUCGUUAUGAAAUAAGAGACAUUAAAUUGCCGAACCGUGUACAUGAAGCAAUGCAAAUGCAAGUAGAAGCCGAAAGGAAAAAACGCGCAGCAAUAUUGGAGUCAGAAGGAGUACGUGAAGCUGAAAUCAACGUGGCCGAGGGAAAAAAAAGAGCACGGAUUCUGGUCUCAGAGGCGCAAAUGAUGGAACAAAUCAACCGUGCAACUGGCGAAGCCAAUGCUAUGAUUAAAGUUGCUGAAGCACGAGCUACUGGCUUAAAUGUGAUUUCAAAAGCGCUAUCACAAAACCAUGGAAAUAAUGCAGCGUCUUUAACUAUUGCUGAGCAAUAUGUAAAUGCAUUCAAUCAAUUGGCUCGCACGAAUAAUACCAUCAUAUUACCGUCUAAUGUUGGUGAAGUUUCGUCUUUAGUAACACAGGCAAUGUCCAUUUAUAAAACCAUUACAAACGAGAACAAAUCAACGAACAUGGAUGAGAAACCGUCACAAUAAUUGCUAGAAUCCGAAUUUCUAAUAUCAGAAAUAAAAAUGAUUUCCAAUAUAUA
Messenger RNA from Contarinia nasturtii (swede midge), 1188 nucleotides. RefSeq names its product stomatin-like protein 2, mitochondrial (gene Stoml2). The record is from RefSeq and is a predicted model, not a curated record. The transcript has 6 exons. Bases 98 to 1135 code for a protein of 345 amino acids. Gene Ontology annotation, cellular component: membrane. Lineage: Eukaryota; Metazoa; Arthropoda; Insecta; Diptera; Cecidomyiidae.